This is a messenger RNA of Mus pahari (shrew mouse), 2853 nucleotides long. Its product is annotated as NACHT, LRR and PYD domains-containing protein 4F-like. The transcript is spliced from 8 exons. NCBI's taxonomy places the organism in Eukaryota, Metazoa, Chordata, Mammalia, Rodentia, Muridae. The record is from RefSeq and is a predicted model, not a curated record. Gene Ontology annotation, cellular component: cytoplasm. The coding region runs from base 1 to 2853 and encodes 950 amino acids. Gene Ontology annotation, molecular function: protein binding. Gene Ontology annotation, biological process: regulation of inflammatory response.
AUGGCAUCUUUCAUUUCAGAUUUUGGCCUUAUGUGGUAUUUGAAAGACCUAAAUAAGAAGGAGUUCAUCAAGUUUAAGGACUUUCUCAUACAGGAGAUUCUGAAAUUGAAGCUGGAACAGAUUUCUUGGGCCGAAGUAAAGAAAGCAUCUAGGGAAGAUCUUGCCAACUUACUUCUGAAAUGUUAUGAGGAGAAUCAGGCCUGGGAUAUGACAUUCAACAUCCUCCAGAAGAUCAAUAGGAAAGAUCUCACUGAGAGGGCAACAGAAGAGAUUGCUGAUUCUUCCCCUCUUGGACUGACUGACUCAGGAAACCCAAAGUUAUAUCGAGAUCAUUUGAAGAAAAAGCUGACCCAUGAUUGCUCAAAAAAAUUUAACGUCCGUAUUCAAGAUUUCAUUAAAGAGACUUUCAUUCAGAAUGACUAUGACACUUUUGAGAAUCUUCUCAUGUCAAAGGGAACUGAAAAGAAGCCACACAUGGUGUUCUUGCAAGGCAGGGCUGGAAUUGGCAAGACACUGAUGUUAAAAAAUUUAAUGCUGGCCUGGUCAAAAGGCCUGGUGUUUCAAAACAAAUUCUCUUACACUUUCUACUUCUGCUGUCAAGAUGUGAAGCAGUUGAAGACAGCAAGCCUUGCUGAACUUAUCUCCAGAGAGUGGCCCAGCCCCUCAGCUCCUGUAGAGGAGAUCCUGUCCCAACCGGAGAAACUCUUAUUUAUCAUUGACAGCUUGGAAGGGAUGGAAUGGGAUUUAACCAANCAGGAAUCGGAGCUGUGUGAUAACUGCAUGGAGAAGCAGCCAGUGAGUACACUGCUGAGCAGUUUGCUCAGGAGGAAGAUGCUCCCUGAAUCCUCUUUCCUCCUCUCCACUACCCCAGAGACUUUUGAGAAAAUGGAGGACAGGAUUCAGUGCACAGAUGUGAAAACAGCAACUGCAUUCGAUGAGAGAAGUAUUAAGAUAUAUUUCCAGAGAUUGUUCCAAGAUAGGAUCAGAGCCCAGGAGGCCUUCAGUUUGGUGAGAGAAAAUGAGCAGCUGUUCACUAUAUGUCAAGUUCCUCUGCUCUGCUGGAUGGUGGCUACUUGUCUAAAAGAGGAGCUAGAGAAGGGAAGAGACCCAGUCUCCCUCUGCCGAUGUAUCACCUCCCUAUAUACCACUCACAUCUUCAAUUUGUUCAUUCCCCAAAGUGCCCAAUAUCCAAGUAAGAAAAGCCAAGACCAGCUGCAGGGCUUAUGUUCUCUAGCUGCUGAAGGCAUGUGGACUGACACAUUUGUGUUUGGUGAGGAGGCUCUCAGGAGAAAUGGGAUCUUGGACUCUGACAUCCCCACCCUUUUGGACAUUGGAAUGCUUGGAAAGAUCAGAGAAUUUGAAAAUUCUUACAUAUUCCUCCACCCAUCUGUUCAGGAGGUCUGUGCUGCCAUCUUUUAUUUGCUAAAGAACCAUGUGGACCACCCUAGCCAGGAUGUUAAAAGUAUAGAGACUGCCUUGUUUAUGUUUUUAAAGAAAGUAAAAACACAGUGGAUUUUUUUGGGCUGUUUCAUCUUUGGUCUUUUACAGAAAUCCGAACAAGAAAAGCUAGUGGUGUUUUUUGGCCACCGGUUGUCCAAGAACAUACAGCAUAAGUUAUAUCAGUGCCUGGAAACCUUAAGUGGCAAUGCAGACCUUCAAGAACAAAUAGAUGGCAUGAAAUUGUUUUCCUGUCUUUCUGAGAUGGAAGAUGAAGCCUUCCUAGUGAAAGUAAUGAAUUGUAUGCAACAGAUUAACUUUGUGGCUAAGAAUUAUUCUGAUUUAAUUGUUGCUGCCUAUUGCUUGAAACACUGUUCUACACUGAAGAAACUAUCCUUUUCAACCCAAAAUGUCCUGAAUGAAAAAGGAGACCAGAGGUGUAUGAAAAAGCUACUCCUCUGUUGGAAUGAUAUGUGCUCUGUGUUUGUAAGGAGUAAAGACAUCCAGGUACUCCAAAUAAAAGAUACUAGUUUCAAUGAGCCAGCCAUUCGAAUCUUGUAUGAAUCUCUGAAGUACCCCAGCUUCACCCUUAACAAACUUGUGGCAAAUAAUGUGCACUUCUUUGGUGAUAACCACAUGUUCUUUGAAUUGAUUCAGAACUGCAGUUUGCAAUAUUUGGACCUUGGCUGCUCAUUUCUGACUCACAGUGAGGUGAAACUGUUGUGUGAUGUCUUGAACCAGGCAGAGUGCAACAUAGAAAAGCUUGUGGUAUCACACUGUAAACUUUCACCUGAUGACUGCAAUAUCUUUGGCUCCGUCCUGAUGAGCAGCAAGACACUGAAGGUUCUUAAUUUGGCAUACAACAAUUUGAACCAAGGAAUAUCCUCACUGUGCAAGGCUUUGUGCCACCCAGACUGCAUUCUGGAGUACUUAGUGUUGGCCAACUGUUCCCUCAGUGAGCAAUGUUGGGACUACCUUUCUGAAGUUCUUAGGCAGAACAAAACUCUGAGCCAUCUAGACAUCAGCUCCAAUGACCUGAAGGAUAAAGGACUGAAGAUUCUUUGUAGGGCUCUGACUCUCCCAUACUGUGCCCUGAAGUCACUAUGUUUGAGCAAUUGUCAAAUCACUGCAAGGGGCUGCCAGGACCUGGCUAAAGUCCUGAGGAACAACCAGAACCUGAAGUACUUACACAUUUCAAACAAUAAGCUAAAAGACACUGGUGUGAGGCUGCUGUGUAAGGCUAUAAAACAUCCCAACUGCCACUUAGAAGAUCUACGGUUGGAAUCCUGUGAGAUAACUGGUGCCAGUAAUGAGGACCUUUGUUUUGCUUUUAUCCAGUGUAAGACCUUGCAGAUGCUCAACCUAAAGGGGAAUGCCUUCAAAGUCAGUAGGAUGAUUUUCUUUCCAAGGUUCUGA